This is a messenger RNA of Aspergillus terreus NIH2624, 1092 nucleotides long. RefSeq names its product aldo/keto reductase. Lineage: Eukaryota; Fungi; Ascomycota; Eurotiomycetes; Eurotiales; Aspergillaceae. The transcript has 4 exons. The record is from RefSeq and is a predicted model, not a curated record. The coding region runs from base 1 to 1092 and encodes 363 amino acids.
AUGGUUUCCACCUCUCAGCACAGUUAUGUCCGUGAUCUGCUCACUGGACCGCCGCCAACGAGGAUGACGUACAACCGACUAGGAAAGUCCGGUUUGAAGGUCUCCAGUAUCAUCCUCGGCGCCAUGUCAUUUGGAAGCAAAGACUGGCAGAAAUGGGUGCUAGAAGAAGACGAGGCACUUCCACUCCUCGGGUAUGCCUACGAAGUCGGCAUUAACACAUGGGACACUUCGGAUCUUUAUUCAAAUGGAGUUUCGGAAGAAAUAAUUGCCAAGGCCCUAACUACAUACAAAAUCCCCCGAGCGAACGUUGUCCUCAUGACCAAAUGUCGAUCUGCUAUUAGUGCGCCCGGUGAGCCGCAGCUUUCCGUCUUCGCAUCAACUGUCAACGAUGGCCGGCUGGUCAAUCGAGCUGGACUGUCGCGCAAGCACAUCUUGGACGCAGCGCAAGCGAGUGUCAAAAGGUUGGGGACAUAUAUCGAUGUUUUCCAGAUUCAACGCAUGGAUCCGGACGUUCCGCGAGAAGAAAUUAUGAAGGCACUGAAUGAUGUUGUCGAAAUGGGACUUGCCCGUUACAUUGGUGCCAGCUCUAUGCCUGCCUGGGAAUUCCAAGCACUUCAAAAUGUCGCAAAAUGCCAUGGUUGGCACCAGUUUAUCUCUAUGCAGAACUAUUACAACCUGCUCUACCGAGAGGAGGAACGGGAGAUGAUACCAUACUGCAAGGAUGCAGGUGUUGGGUGUAUUCCGUGGUCCCCCGUCGCGCGAGGCAUCCUGGCUCGACCUUGGAAUCGUAUCGAUGAAAAUUCCUCACUGAGGUCUCAACAUGAUGCUGCGCUCACACGUCUUUACAGUAGGGAGAGUCAAGUUGAAAAGGCAAUUGUGGAGAUUGUGGAGGAAAUUGCGAAUGAACGAGGUGUUCCUAUGGCAGUCAUUGCAACAGCCUGGUGUCUGGCAAAAGGGGUCAAUCCGAUUGUCGGCCUGAACAGCAAGGAUCGCAUUGAUGAUGCGGUGCUGGCCGCCAAGACCAUUUUGAGUGAAAGGGAAAUUGCUAGGCUCGAGUCGGCCUAUCAGCCAAGACCUGUGACAGGGUAUUAA